UGGUCUGAUUGGUGUCCGACCUAUUUGAGUCGUUUUUAGUCUUCUACCAUUAUGGUAUAUUUUAUUACCAUGAACAUAUGACCAUCAAAUAUGUUUUAGUCUUCUACCAUAUCUACUUGGAUGAUGAUAGACGAUACAGCAAAAAAACCAAAACUAGUCGGGUAAUUCCAAUUUGACUCGACUGAUCUAACAAACAUGUUUUACACUACGAUAGUAAUUGAAAUAAUAAUCAAUGUUAUUUUGUGUGGGAGAGAGAAGUGAAAGUUUAUGAAAUAUACUUAAAAACAAGUAUUUGAUGGACUUAAUUAUUAGAAAAUAGUAAAAAAGAAAGAAAAAAAAGAACCACAAAUGCUACGAUAGUAAUUGAAAUAAUAAUCAAUGUUAUUUUGUGUGGGAGAGAGAAGUGGAAGUUUAUGAAAUAUAAGUAUUUAAAAACAAGUAUUUGAUGGACUUAAUUAUUAGAAAAUAUAUUUAAAAAAAACCACAAAUGCGUCCCUCUCCUUUCUCUCCAAAUUGGAGGGGAGGGUUCAACAAUACAAAAGGUGGAAAGUUUUCCCUCCUUCCAUACUUUCCUUCCUCUGAACAAUAAGGGAAAACUCAUUGGGAAUCUCACUUUCCUUCCUCCCUUUCCCUCCAUUUCUCUCCUUAAAAAACAUAGUGUAAGCGUAUGCUUUUGUUUUUGGGUAAUGCACAUUUGGUCACUAAGAUUACUAAAUCGUGUCAUGUUUAGUCACUAGAAAAAUUUAAUACAAUUUUGGUCGCUCGAAUUACUGAAACAGGUCACAUUUAGUCACUCUCUCGUUAGUUUUCGUCCAAAUCUAUUAAUGGAGUUGGACGAAAACUAACGGUAGAGUGACUAAAUUUGACGUGUUUUAGUAAUUCGAGUGACUAAAUGUGACAUGUUUCGGUAAUUCGAGUGACCGGAGUUGGACGGAGGCUAACGGGAGAGUGACUAAAUGUGACAUGUUUCAGUAAUUCGAGUGACCAAAAUUGAUAUUAAUUUUUUCUAGUGACUAAACAUCACACAAUAUAGUAAUCUCAGUGACCAAAUGUGGCAUUUACCCUUUUGUUUUUACUUUUGUUAGGGAGUGGAUAGCAUACAAAACCCGACCUGCAAAACUCUGUAAAUUUCAGUUGUAAGCCGAGGUAUUAUACCGGAACCCAGGCCCUUUCGUUAUGGCUCGUUUGUUUUCGUAAUGAAUAUUUUAGGAAAAAUUGCAAGUUUGGUCACUAGAUUACUAAAGUUUAGUCUCUAGAAAUAUAUGAUUUCAAUGUUAGCUACUCCAAUUAGUCAAACAGUUCACAUUUGACUAAACAUGACACUUUUUAGUAAAACGAUUGACCAAACAUGCAACACAUCAUAAUUCAUAUCCAUGAUCUUAACUCAUUGGCCCAUGCUUUAAUAUAGUUGUCUUCAUCUCUUUUUAACGUGGAUCAUCAUUUGGUCUCUCUUUCUCAUGAGUUGGUGGCAGAGAUAAGGAACAUAGAGAUUAGAGAUCUAUCAUGUCCAUGUGAGAUGUUUAGUGAUAGGGUGCAAAUUACCAUUCAAGAGCUCCCACCCCACCCCAUCUCCGACACCGCCACAACACUCGAUCGUUAACCCCAGUCCUAUUGUCAAGUGUCAACUCCACUAAUACUCUGGUUCCGCCUCUUUCGCCGGCCUUUCCUUCCGCCUGCAGUCUUACACCGACGCCUGCUAAUAUCUGGCACGGCUAUGUUGCCGAUGGCACCCUCGUUUCAUCCAAUUCUACAAGUUCCUCCGCUUCUAAACUACCAAAAUCAUAUCACGAUUGGUGUUCACCGUUCAGCCUCCAGGAGUUACGUUGUUGCAUGUAGGGUCAUGACUUCCGCUUUGCAGCCAGUGGCUUGGGUCUGCAUUUUGGGGAUUAGGUCGAGGGCAGAGGAAAAUUCCAAUCGGGUACCCGAUUAGCUGUCGGUUAUGGCCGAGAAAAGUCGCAAACCGCUUCUAGAACUUCCAGACCUUUUUAACCGACCGUUUAGAUGCUAAUCUCUUAUCAGUUAAACCGAUGCUCGUCGAUUUUGGUUCGUUUAUCAGCCCUAGCUAACGAUAUGGUCUUAGAUUAAUAGGUCUAGAGUUGGGUUUGAGAGGUGUUUUGUAAUCAGGGUCGAGAUGGGUGUAGCGAGCUGGGUGUUCCAAACACAUCCUUGAAUUUUAGAAGAAUUGGUUGUACAAAACUUGAAUUCUAGAAUAAUUGGUUGUACAAAAGAGGGAGGAUGAUAAGAACCCGAACUAGUAAAAGUUUAGGUUUUUUUGUCAAAGUCGCGCAGCUUCAACUAAAGAUUGGAUAGCUCGAACCGACUGUCAAACAAACAUAAAUAUAAAGGGAUACGUGGAGAUAGAUACUCGUCACAAUCAAGUGUGAUCGCUUGAUUGAUGAGAAUCUUGUCAAUCUCUUCUGGAAUCUUCAACAGAAAAACUCAAACAAGGAUCUUGCCCUAGCUAUGGAAUUCACCAAUAGCUAAACCAAUAACCCAUAAGCACGCUGGCUCCAUAGGGGAAAAACACACCUCUGUGUAAAAUUCUUAUUCAACAAAGUCUAACCCUAAAAUUCGCGUUUACAACCUUUUAAAUAGGUCCAGCAAAAUAAAACUAAUGAAAACACAGAAAAGGAAAAAGAAUCCUAACACAAAAAGGUAAUUAACUCGUCAUGUGAAAUUCCACAGUCUGCCCUCAAGAUUCCACGGUCGUUGAUUUAGGUGUCUUGGACAUGGAAUUGUUCUGAUCAAAAUCCACUAUCUAAACUUGAAUUCCACGGUCGUGGAUUUAGGUGUCUUGGACAUGGAAUUUUUCUGAUCAUCCACUAUCUAAACUUGAAUUCCACGGUCGUGGAUUUUUUACUGGUCACCAUACGAUCUUUUGGUUGCUCGUUCGGUGCCCCCAGAAGCUUCGUUCUUCUCAUCCGAUGCCUUCACGAUGUUAGCAGGACUUGUACUUUCAUUUCCAACUCCUAACUUCCUUCGAAUGCCUCCCAAUCAAAACGAGUAAGCCUCCAAAAUAGUAAUCAUGGACUUUUUCCCAAACUUAUAAGCCAAAUUUCCAGCUCCUUCUUCCCUUGACUUAGUUUCUUGUUUGAACAUCAAUGUAAAUGAUUUUGGAUCACAACCCAGGAUCACAUCAGAGGAGUACCUGGAGUUUGGAUGCACUUAAUGCUCAUGGUGAAUAAUUAUUCUUACCAACACUGAUCUUUAUGUUAGAAGAAUUUCUGCAACGGCUUUCCUAACAUUGCCUUCCAAUUCCCCACAUCCUGCAUACCUUCGAACAUCAUUUCCUUACCAUUCCUAUCAAAGUACAUAUAGAGGUUGACAAAAUCAAAUUUGAAAGAACUAAUGAUCUUCAACCAGUCCAAUUCAAGGACCAAGUCAUUGAAUCCCAACUACAAAAUUCUCACAUCAUAGGUGAACUAAUAACCAUGCAUCUCCCAAGUGAAAGAGAUGCACACCUUGUCAAUAAGCAACACAAUAUCAUCUAACAAUUUAACCCUUAGUGGUGUAGCUUCCUUCAUUGCACAACUCAUUGGCCUUCCUCUCAUUGGGAAACGGGUGGAUAUUUUUAGUAUCCACCAAAACCAAUUUUUUUUAUUUUCCCAACAAACCCCAUGCAUAUUAAUUAUUUCUUAUUAUAUUUUUUUAUCGCUAAUGAAUUAGCCACUACACCACUGCUUAAGGCAUGUAUCGAGACCUCCACAAGUUCUUCAUUGCUAAUAAUGACAUCAGAUGUCU
Linum trigynum is the source of this 3741-nucleotide messenger RNA. The record is from the annotation of a GenBank genome assembly. Lineage: Eukaryota; Viridiplantae; Streptophyta; Magnoliopsida; Malpighiales; Linaceae.